GUCAUCAGCAAUAAUCAAAUAAAUAAAACGGAGAGAAAAGAGACCCUUGCAUUUCAGAAACAAGAAAUUAUUGAUUCAUCCAUUCAGUCCCAAAAGCUAUACAAAACCUCUACUCUCUCUCAUUUUCUCUCUGUCACUCUGAAUUUCAGCUCUUGCCCAUUUGAUCAUACGCUCACUUCUUCUUUCCUUCAUUUCUAAAACUUCACAACUCUCUGUACAAUUCUGCAUCCAUGGUGAAGACUCCGUUUGAGGAAUCGCUGUUGAUCCCUCUCAUAAGUAAUCACCGCUUCCACAUGCCUCUGCUACGAUCUAUAACGAUCAUAAUCAAUUCCAUUCACCCAAAACUUGUUUACCAUGUUUUAUUUUCGGCUUCUCUGGAUUCUUUUUUCUUUUUAAUUUUUGUUGCUUUCCCCUUUUUUGGUUGCGUAUCCAACAAGUGUACUUGUUCAUUGGGUUACUUGUGAUUCCCUGAUCUGGGAAAGUCAACAAAAAAGGGAUUUUUUUUUUAAUUUCCGUAUGGAAGAGGGUAUUUGCAGUUUGAUUCAUUUUGAUUGGGAUGAUCAACCUCUGAUGCGAUUAUUUCAACUUUGAUCACAAAAUUCUUUCUUUUUUUAGUUUUCAGUUUUUGGUUGUAUGAUUGUAGAAUAUCCCAUAAUUUGGGAACAGUGUAACUCUCAAAGAUUUCUUCUUUAGAUUCCAUCACUUUAUUUGGAUCCUCAAUUUUGAUCAUAUGGUUUCACCCUUAAUCAAUUAUAAGAUCGGUCAAAUUUUUAGCAUGUAUUUAAGUUUUUUUUUUUUUGUUUUUGCUCUUUCUGAUCAUCCUCAGUUUCAUGACUAAAUUCUUGCCUUCUGGUGUCUUUGAUUUAUAUAGUGCUGUUGUGAAUAGAGACAGAUAAUCAUGUAAUUCAACUGCAUCAGAUAAAAAAAAUUAAACUUUGUUUCACUUUUGUUAGUAUUCUUUUCUUUGUAGGUUUGAGACCUGAGAUUUGCUAGUCAAAUACAUUCUUGAGGUACAUGCUUGUUACAAGUUAGAACAAUGUGUAGAGUUUCAGAUGCUAUAACCUGACAAAUGGAAAUUAAAUUAAUAUAGUAAUGCAUUUGCAUGUAUUUUCAUAAUUCCCAGAAGUGUUAGAUCCUCUCUUCUGCCGUGUUUGGGCACUGUAUAAGGUUGGCAGUGCCCAUGGAUGCCACUACCAGUGGAACCCCAACUAUACAAUACCAUAACAUCCCUGAUCAGCCAAUUAAUACCAUUGUUGCCACACAAUUGCCUACAUUUCAACGGCAGCUACGCCAUUGCUUUGGGGACUCCAGUCCAGGAGAGUUUCCCUUGUCUGCUAAUCCCUCCAUUGUCCUUCAUGUCCUUACAUCAUGUAGCUUGUGUCCUCAAGACCUUGCUAAACUUGAGGCAACAUGCUCCUUCUUCAAGAAGCCGGCAAACUUUGCUCCGGAUUUGGAUUUGUCCUUGUCAGAGCUUGCUGCAUUGGACAUGUGCCAGAAAAGAGCCAUUUUUAAGCCAAUGACGACUGAACAACAGCAACAUUUGAAGCAAAGAUGUGGUGGUUCUUGGAAAUUGGUUCUGAGGUUUUUAAUGGCUGGAGAAGCAUGUUGCAGAAGGGAGAAAUCACAGGCCAUAGCAGGUCCUGGUCAUAGCAUUGCUGUGACAUCAAAAGGGGCUGUUUAUUCAUUUGGGUCCAAUAGUUCAGGACAACUUGGGCAUGGUACAACCGAAGAGGAAUGGCAUCCUCGACCAAUCAGAGCUUUACAAGGCAUUCGGAUUAUACAAGCUACUGCUGCGACAGGGAGGACAAUGUUGAUCAGUGAUUUUGGGCAGGUUUAUGCCUUUGGGAAAGAUUCUUUUGGUGAAGCUGAGAUUGGAAUUCAAGGAUCUAAAAUGGUUACGUCUCCUCAGUUAGUUGAAUCUUUGAAAAACAUAUUUGUUGUACAAGCUGCAAUUGGAAACUUUUUCACAGCCGUUUUGUCAAGGGAAGGCAGGGUUUAUACAUUUUCUUGGGGUAGUGAUGGCAAACUCUGUCACCAUACUGAUCCAAAUGAUGUGGAACCUCGUCCUUUAUUAGGAGCUUUAGAGCACAUACCAGUAGUGCAGAUAGCUGCCGGUUUCUGCUACCUCCUUUGUUUGGCUUGUCAACCAACUGGAAUGUCUGUCUACUCUGUUGGAUGUGGUUUGGGUGGGAAGCUCGGCCAUGGCUCAAAAACUGAUGAGAAGUAUCCUCGUUUGAUCGAACAAUUCCAAGUGUUAAACCUUCAGCCAAAGGUGGUUGCAGCUGGUGCUUGGCAUGCAGCUGUGGUGGGGCAGGAUGGCCGGAUUUGCACAUGGGGGUGGGGUCGUUGUGGCUGCUUGGGUCAUGGUAAUGAAGAAUGUGAAUCUGUACCUAAGGUGGUGGAAGAGUUGAGAGAUGUUAAAGCAGUUCAUGUUGCUACAGGAGAUUACACCACCUUUGUAGUGGCUGAUAAUGGUGAUGUGUAUUCCUUUGGUUGUGGAGAAUCUGCUAGUCUUGGCCAUAACCCUGAGAAUCAUGAGCAGGGAGACAUGCAUGCAAAUGUGUUAAGUCCAAAGCUUGUGACUUCAAUGAAAGAGAUGAAUGAAAAGGUGGUGCAGAUUAGUCUGACGAAUUCCGUAUAUUGGAAUGCUCAUACCUUUGCCUUAACUGAAUCAGGGAAGCUGUAUGGCUUUGGGGCUGGAGACAAAGGACAACUAGGCGUAGAGCUUGGUGCCAACCAAACUGAAAGAGGAAAGCCAGAGCGGCUUGAUAUUGAUCUUGGUUAACUAUGUUUGGUUGGUGUAACCCUAAUUCUUUACACCAUCUCAUACUCUCUAAUUUAUGCUCACCAUGCACAGUAUUUAGUGUUUCAAUCCCUUGUUUAUUGUGUAAAUAUAAUCAAAGAAUCCAUGGAUGAUGUCCGAGCUAGGCAAGAUAACAGGGGCCUCACCUGCAGCCACUUCUAAGGUCGUUGACGUUAAUCUUAUAUAGGCUUCAACUAGAUUCUGAUAUUUGAAAAUGGUGAAGCUUCAUAUACAGCUCAGUUGUCUUCA
Vigna umbellata (rice bean) is the source of this 3052-nucleotide messenger RNA. RefSeq names its product ultraviolet-B receptor UVR8-like. The record is from RefSeq and is a predicted model, not a curated record. NCBI's taxonomy places the organism in Eukaryota, Viridiplantae, Streptophyta, Magnoliopsida, Fabales, Fabaceae.